UCAGCUGUUCCUCGAGAAAAACAGCACUGGAUCUUCAAAGCCACCUAAAUCUAUACAUCACACAACAGCCUUGCGUUUAAAACAUCAACGCCAAUGUGCAUCCACUCUGCAGCUGCUUGUUUGGCUUGUGCAAAGCGAGCCUGAUUCAUGGCGUUAAAAAAAGAUCUUGCUGUACACGAGAAUGGUCUGAAGUGAUUUGUGUGGGACACAAGACAUCCCGAGUGGGCUUCACUGUGGAGAAUCACUCAAACACUUCCAUCUGGAUGUGAAGACCGGACCUGUCUCUCACCUCCUCCUGCAUUUUUUCUUGAAGUUUUUUUGGUUUCUUUUCCAUUUUUUUUUUGGUGGCUGCGAGGGGAUCAUGGGGGGAGCCGUCAGUGCUGGUGAGGAUAAUGAUGAAUUGAUUGACAACCUGAAGGACGCCCAGUAUAUCCGCACGGACCGCGUCGAACAGGCCUUUAGGGCCAUAGAUCGUGGAGAUUACUACCUGGAGGGCUACAGAGAAAAUGCCUAUAAAGAUCUAGCAUGGAAGAAUGGGAAUAUACACCUCUCUGCACCAUGUAUCUAUUCGGAGGUGAUGGAGGCUUUGAAACUCCGGCAGGGUUUGUCUUUCCUUAACCUGGGCAGUGGCACGGGAUACCUGAGCACCAUGGUGGGCCUCAUCAUUGGUCCCUUUGGAGUAAAUCACGGCGUUGAGCUCCACAAGGAUGUUGUGGAAUAUGCAAAAGAAAGACUUGAUGACUUCAUUAAAAACAGCGACAGCUUUGACAGGUUUGAAUUCUGUGAACCACACUUUGUGGUGGGGAACUGCCUGGAGAUUUCAUCAGACAGUCAUCAGUAUGAUCGUGUUUACUGCGGGGCUGGAGUCCAAAAGGACCAUGAGAACUACAUGAAGAUCCUGCUGAAAGUUGGAGGGAUUUUGGUCAUGCCAAUAGAUGAUCAGCUGACUCAGAUCACUAGAACCAGUCAGAGUUCCUGGGAGAGUAAGAACAUCCUGGCGGUGUCAUUUGCUCCUCUUGUUCAGCAGAGCAGGACUGACGGCUGCAAGCCUGAUGCUGUGGAUCUACCCCCUUUGACAGUGAGGAGUCUUCAGGACCUGUCACGAAUCUACAUUCGCCGAACCCUCCGCAACCCGACCAAUGAUGAUAGCGGCGGCCGUAACACCACGCAAAGAGCGUCUCAGAAGCGCAAACGCAGGCGCUGUCGGCGCCGGCGCCGAAUCAACACCUACGUCUUCGUCGGGAACCAGUUGAUUCCUGAACCCAUGGACAGCGAGGAAGACGAAUGCAUUGAAGAGGAGAGCAAAGAGGAAGAGCAGGAGAAAGACAUUGAGCCUAUCAAACCCGAGGAACCCCAAGUCAACCACCUGAGAGACAAAAUUUUUAGUCUGCCGCUACCAGAGUCGUUGAAGGCGUACCUGCUGUACUACCGUGAGAAAUAACAGCGCAUAUAACCGCUCAUUCAGUCUACGAAUUAAUUGGUGGUGGUGGUUUUCCUUCUGACAUCUUCUGGCCCUGAAUUUCAUCGUUUUUUUUUGUUCACAUUUUGAAUGUGAUUUUUGAAGAUGGAGGACCUAAUGAGGACCAUUGGUGGUUGAAAAGCUUCUAGCUCACCUUGUUUGUAUUCAGAGAAUGAGCUUGCUAAAAUUGUUUGGCAAAUGUAAUUGAAGAAUUGAUAUUUUUCAUAGGCUUAUCUUGUAAGACGGAAUAUUUGAUGAAACCAGUAAUGACAGUUUUCUUUGUUUUUUCCAUUGUAGGGAGAAUGAAAAUCUGUAGUCAUUAUUUUGCAAUUGAUUUUUGCCUUUGUUUAGUCUCCGACUUGGGAGUUUUUGCUGUUUAUGAAGCUAAUGCUUUCAGUAUUUCUUCGGACUGUUUUAGUGAAGUUCCAUCUAGAGAUGAUUUCUGACCUGUGUGUCGCAUUUGUACUUUUUUCACUUUCUAGUCACAUUUGUAAUUACUGAUAUUGAGCGGCCUCUUAAUAGAUUAUGUAAUUCUUUGGUUGUUCUUUAUUUUGCCUGCCGGUCUUUCAAGGCAACUCGACCUGAAGACGUGAAGUUCACUAUCUGCUUGUGAUCAUAAAAUGUAAGAGACGUCACUGUUUGUUUCGGUUUGUAAUCGGUGAUUUCACACUGUCGUAACUACUUAUUUGCAAUAUAUUGUCAGCAUAAGAAAUCUGUGGCUUAAUUUUAGUUAUUGUAAUGAUUUGAAAUUAUCGCUUGACUCUGCAUACGGAAGAAAGGAAACGUCCCGUCUGCCAGUGGUCAUCAGAAAGAUUGUUCUAACCCUAAUUACCAUGUCAGGAUGUUCAAACAAACACCGUUCGAGGGAAUCGGCCUACGAAUGGUUUACUUAUAGUUGCCUCUUCACAUUAAACUAGGAUAGAAGAAAUUAUUUAACAUUGAAACAGCAACUGUAACAUUCAGGCCAGAAACAUACUUGCGUACUACGCAAGUACGUCAACACAGAUGUGAGCGCUUGGCCAACACCAGACUGAACAUGCGUUCUUGCGUUACUGUGGCGGUAACCAAACUCAGUGCUCAAGGGGACAGUAGAGUUACCUUCAAAAGUCAGUGCCAUUACACCGGAUGUGAUAAUAUUCAGGGAAGUUUCUAUAAAUGUACUGACUUAAACUUGCUCCGCAAUAUUCCCUUCAAACUGGUGCUCCACCAUGACAGUAGCUGACUUUAAAUAGGAAACUCGCCAUAGAAGUGGAUAUUCACACUGAUGUGCACUAUAGUGUCCCUUGCAGCAAUGUUGAGAAUGCAACGCUUCAAGUUAUGAAUUGCCAUCUGACUAAUUUUGUAAAGCAACAACACACGCAAAUCGACCUUGCGUAGCUAGAAGUGUCUGCGAUAACUACUUGCGCAAAGUAUGCUUCGGCCAUUAUUAGUCAUGAACAAAGCAGUCAUUGCGUGAAAUACUGAUAAUGAUUAUCAGAUGACGAUUUUGAAACAUACAGUGUUGCAGGUAAAUAAUUACCUGCAACACAUUGUGUCUCCCAUUAUUUAUACUGAAAUGACGGUGAUAGGGAAAGCAGAAUGUAAAAUAUUAGCCAAAAUUAUGCUUUAAAUUUGGCCUUAAAGAUGUCAAUGUUUGUUGUAGUUUGUUGCCAUUGUCUGUGGAAUAAAAGGAAUAUUCUAGUUUCAAUACAAGUUACGCUUAAUCGACAGCAGUUGAGGCAUACGUUUGAUUUAACACAAUUGUUCCUCCUUUUCUUUAAAACAAGCACAAAUCUGGGUUACAGUGAGGUACUUACAAUGGAAGUCAAUGGGGCCAAUUUUUUAAAGUUAAAUGGUCUGCACUUAUAUAGCGCCUUUUUUUAACCAUAGCGGUUACCAAAGCGCUUUACACUGUGUCCCAUUCACACUCACAUUCACACUCACUCACACACCAAUGACGGCAGAGCUGCCAUUCAAGGUGCUAUCCUCCCAUUGGGAGCAACUUGGGGUUCAGUGUCUUGCCCAAGGACACUUCGGCAUGUGGAGUCGUGUGGGACGGGAAUCGACCCACCAAGCCUGCGAUUAGUGGACAACCCGCUCUACCACCUGAGCCACUUUUGAUACUCACUGUUUCAAAAGUAUAGCUACAAUACAUGAAGGUUAUGCGUGUAAACAUGAUUUUAGUGUGCUAAAAUCACUUCCUAACCUUUUCUGUGUAAAGUUAAAGCCCAUUCGUUGCCAUGAUGAUGAUGAUGUAAUGUCAACAAACCCUAAUAUGACUGUAAAAAUGACAAUUUAAACAACUUUAGAGCUCAAAUAACACAUGAGUUUUAACAGAAUAAUUAAUGUAAGUGCAUUUAUAAAAUUAUAAAGUUCACAUUUCUGCCUUUAAAACCCUCCAAAAAUUGCCCCCAUUCACUUCCACUGUAAGUGCCUCAUUAUAACCCAGAUUUGUGCUUUUUUUUUAAAAGAAAAGGACGGACGAGUCGAAAUACAUUUUUGUUGUAAUCAACAUUAUGCCACAAAUGCUGUUAAUUGAGCUGAACUUGUAUUAGAUCUGGAAUAUCCCUUUAACAUCUAUCAAAUACAUAUUAGAUAUUUUUUCUGUCAUAUAUAAACAUGCUAUAAAAUAGGCUAUGAAUUAAAUGUUUUUCUUUUGUGUGCAAAAUUCUUAAAACAGAAAAAAACCUACAGGGCAGAAUAAUUUUUUAUAUUGAUAAACACCAGCAGAAAUUCUAGAAAUAAUGUUUUGAUAUUUUAAAACAUAUUUCAAGGCUCAUAAAAGGAACACAACAGAGACGUUUUUGUGUUUUGUUUGUUAUUGAGAGAGCAGUACAACACAUUUAAGUGUAUGUAAUACUUACUACUGACUUUAAUGGGUCACUCAGCCUAAUCUUGCCUCUAUCAUACUGAAAUUCUUGGGCCAGAUGGUUUUCUUUUUCCUACUUAAAAUAAAAGCCGUGUCCAUUUCUGUCAUAUUAAGUUCAGAACUCGGAAAUAAAAAUGUAUCAAAACAUUGAGGUAUUCAGAGGGUAGAAACCGCAAGCAAUAAUAAAGCCACAGAUACUAAAUAGAGGAUCUAUUUUUCAGUGUUAUUCACAUUGCUCAUCGAUCCAAAAAUGCACACACUCCUCACACAUGUUGGCGUCUGGGGAACCAGUCCAUUGAGUUUGUUAAAUAAGGGGCUACUAGAACAUUCCGCAAAGUUUAAUUCCUUGAGAUCAACAGCAUGUUUUCUUACAGACGCUCCCUGCUGCCGGUACAGGGGAGUGUCUUUUUUCAAGUGUAUCACUGACUGUUUGUAAUUUGAUGCUUUGUUUCUCAACCAUCUUUUCAUUAAAUAUAUUUAUAGCCAACCUAUGAUGUUUUUACUUAGCUGGUGUUUGUCAUUUGAGUGUUACGUCACAAAACAUUUGGAAGCUUCUGAUAUUUACUUUACAAACCACAAAUCAUUUUAAAUCACUUUUCUUUUUUUUUCUACAGUUUUCCUCUCCUGGAGACUUUUUUUUUUUAUUGUUGAGCUCAGAUAAUUAAGACUAUACGGAGGACUUGGAGAAACACUUAAUAAUUAAAGUAAGAAAUCAAUGAUCGAUUUAUUCAUUCAAACAUAAAAAUGUUAAUACACGAGUCACUUUUUAAGGCAC
Xyrauchen texanus (razorback sucker) is the source of this 5082-nucleotide messenger RNA. RefSeq names its product protein-L-isoaspartate O-methyltransferase domain-containing protein 1-like. Gene Ontology annotation, cellular component: cytoplasm. Gene Ontology annotation, biological process: protein modification process. Lineage: Eukaryota; Metazoa; Chordata; Actinopteri; Cypriniformes; Catostomidae. The transcript has 6 exons. The coding region runs from base 362 to 1441 and encodes 359 amino acids. Gene Ontology annotation, molecular function: protein-L-isoaspartate (D-aspartate) O-methyltransferase activity. The record is from RefSeq and is a predicted model, not a curated record.